Molecule: messenger RNA, 2574 nt
Organism: Amaranthus tricolor (Joseph's coat)
Lineage: Eukaryota; Viridiplantae; Streptophyta; Magnoliopsida; Caryophyllales; Amaranthaceae
Product: DEAD-box ATP-dependent RNA helicase 24
Exons: 5
Coding region: 152-2455 (767 amino acids)
Molecular function (GO): RNA binding; RNA helicase activity; ATP binding
Source: RefSeq, a predicted model, not a curated record
UUUAUUUUAUUACACACUUGGAUUUGCUGAUCCGCCAUUCUCCUACUUACACAUUCAUCUUGUUUUCCCAAUUCUCCAAAAUUAGGGUUUUACGAAAUCCAAAUCUAGGGCUUUUCGCCAUAGAAUCAAGCUAGAACUCCAUAUCUCAACCAUGUCGAAGCGCAAAUUCGGUUUCGAAGGCUUCGGAAUCAACCGUCAACAGACCUACAACUUCGAACGAUCUCAGCAACCUCAACGUUUAUACGUACCUCCUUCUUCAUCUUCGCGCCCGCAUGACCAUUACGAAGACACAGAUGUUGAUAACAUUGAAUUCGAUGAAGAUAACAACAACAAUGCCCCCGAUGCCGGAGAUCCUACCGGCGACGAAGAAAUUGAUCCCCUCGACGCAUUUAUGGAGGGAAUUCAUAAAGAAAUGAGUCAAGCACCGCCUCCAAAGCCGAAGGAGAAGUUGGAUAAGUAUAAAUAUGAUGAGGAUGAAGAUGAUGAUCCAAUGGAGAUUUUUUUGAGAGCUAAAAAAGAUGUUGGUUUAACUUUGGCGACGGAUGCACUUCGUGCAGGGUAUGAUUCUGAUGAAGAGGUAUACGCUGCCGCAAAAGCUGUGGAUGCUGGAAUGGUUGAAUAUGAUUCUGAUGAUAAUCCGGUUGUUCUUGAUAAAAAGAAGAUUGAGCCUAUUCCUGCUUUGGAUCAUAGUGAGAUUGACUAUGAGCCUUUUAGUAAGGAUUUUUAUGAGGAGAAACCCUCCAUUUCUGGUAUGAGUGAACAAGAGGUUACAGAAUAUCGGACAAGUUUGAAAAUUCGUGUCUCUGGUUUUGAUGUUCCAAGGCCAGUUAAAACUUUUGAGGACUGUGGUUUCCCUCCACCACUGAUGAAUGCAAUCUCAAAGCAAGGCUAUGAGAAGCCUACUAACAUUCAAUGUCAAGCUUUGCCAAUAGUACUUUCUGGGAGUGAUAUUAUUGGUAUUGCAAAGACAGGUUCUGGAAAAACAGCUUCUUUUGUGCUUCCGAUGAUUGUGCAUAUAAUGGAUCAGCCCGAGCUUGACAAAGGAGAAGGACCAAUUGGAGUGAUAUGUGCACCGACUAGAGAAUUAGCUCAUCAGAUAUAUUUGGAAACUAGGAAAUUUGCAAAACCUUACGGGUUACGUGUAUCUGCAGUUUAUGGUGGAAUGUCCAAGCUUGAUCAGUUUAAAGAACUUAAGGCCGGAGCUGAAAUUGUUGUUGCCACUCCGGGAAGACUGAUUGAUUUGUUGAAAAUGAAGGCAUUAACAAUGAAGAGAGCAACCUAUCUGGUGCUUGAUGAAGCAGAUCGCAUGUUUGACCUUGGUUUUGAGCCACAGAUAAGGUCUAUUGUUGGUCAGAUUAGGCCUGACCGUCAGACUUUACUCUUCUCGGCCACAAUGCCCCGAAAAGUUGAAAAGUUGGCUCGAGAAAUUCUUUCAAAUCCUGUACGUGUUGCAGUGGGCGAGAUAGGCAUGGCAAAUGAGGAUAUAACACAAAUUGUUCAAGUGCUUCCAUCAGAUGCAGAGAAGUUGCCCUGGCUCCUAGAGAAGUUGCAAGGAAUGAUUGAUGAAGGUGAUGUUUUGGUGUUUGCCUCUAAAAAGGCCUCUGUUGAUGAACUUGAGUCUCAGCUUGCACUGAAAGGGUUCAAAGUUGCUGCUCUUCAUGGUGAUAAAGAUCAGGCAUCUCGUAUGGAGAUACUGCAGAAAUUUAAGUCUGGAACCUACCAUGUACUUAUUGCUACUGAUGUUGCUGCUCGAGGUCUUGAUAUCAAGUCAAUCAAGUCAGUUGUCAACUUUGACAUUGCGAAAGAUAUGGAUAUGCAUGUACAUCGUAUUGGUAGAACAGGCCGUGCCGGUGAUAAAGACGGCACCGCAUAUACUCUUAUCACCCUAAAGGAAGCCAGGUUUGCAGGCGAAUUGGUCAAUAGUUUGAUUGCUGCUGGUCAGAAUGUGUCCAUGGAACUAAUGGAUCUCGCCAUGAAGGAUGGAAGAUUCAGGUCUAAACGUGAUUCAAGAAAGGGAGGUGGAAGGAAAGGAAAAGGAAGAGGAGGCGGCGGAGGUGGUCGAGGUGUACGUGGUGUCGAUUUUGGUUUGGGCAUUGGGUAUAAUGCAGAACCCAGCAACACUCCCUCUCCUACAGCCAGUCGUACUGCAGCUGUUAAUUCACUAAGAACAGGUAUGAUGGCACAGUUCAAGAGCAGCUUUGUGGCUGCUUCAUCCAAUUCUCCUAAUCAGGUGAUUAGCAGUGCCUAUCAACGGCCAGCAUUAUCUGGUUUUGUUUCGGGUGGUACUAUUGGUGGGGACUCCAAUAGACCUCCGGCAACCUCUGCAGUGAAUCCCCAUCCCGCAACAGGAGGGAACAUUGGUAGUCAAAAUUCUGAUCGGAAGAUCAGUGAAAGUACGAGUCAAAAGGCAAGAGAAAGGCGAAGACCCUCGGGCUGGGACAGAGAGCGGAAAUGAAGUGUUUAUGAACAUCUUUUUUGCUUUGUAGUACCAAAAAAAAAGGUCACUCGUAAUGUAACAUUGUUCUUGCUUGGUAUAAAACUCUUCAAUUUUAGGUUCAAUAUUUUUGGCUUUAA